AAAAUUCAGUUGCCCAGAGACUCCACAGCAGACCUGAAAGGUGAGAGGACUUACUCUUCUGAGGCCCAACAUCCUUUGAAGCAUGAGUUCCUACCAGCAGAAGCAGCCCUUUGUCCCACCCCCUCAGCCUCAAGAGGAGCAGGUGAAACAACCCUGCCAGCCUCCCCCUGAAGUGCCAUUUGUUCCCAUCACCAAGGAGCCACGCCAUCCAGCUGUUGCACAACCUGGAACCACCAAGAUCGCAGAGCCUUGCCUCACCACAGUUAUUGAGCCAGGCUGCGGCACUGUCCCUGCACCAGGAUACACAGUGGUCCCUGAGUCGGGAUGUACCACUGCCCUUCAGCCAGGAUGCACCACUGCCCCUGCACCAGGAUACACCGUGGUCCCUGAGUCGGGAUGUACCACUGCUCUUCAGCCAGGAUGCACCACUGUCCCUGCACCAGGAUACACGGUGGUCCCUGAGUCGGGAUGUACCACUGCGCUUCAGCCAGGAUGCACCACUGCCCCUGCACCAGGAUACACUAGUAUCCCUGAACCAGGAUGCACCACGGUCACUGCACCAGGAUACACUGUGGUCCCUGAGUCAGGAUGUACCACUGCUCCUCAGCCAGGAUACUCCACUGUCCCUGCACCAGGAUGCGCUACAGUCUCUCAGCCAGAAAACACCAAGAUCACUGAGCCAGGUUAUUUCAAGGUUCCUGAACCAGGAUACACAAAAGUUCCUGAGCCCUGAUACACCAGGGCCCCAGAGCCAUGCCAAUCUAAGAUGCCAGAGUCAAACCCCUCAAUAGUCACUCUGGGCUCCACUCAACACAAGACCAAGCAGAAGUAAUGCUAUCCAGAGCACAGGAGAUGAUGACCAGCUGCUGAAUUUGCCUCCUCUUCCACUUCUGUGUCUGUUUAAUUGUCCAGAUCUUAUAAUCAAUAUGUUCUCACAGUGAGCCAAAGUCUGUCUUAUUUGUGUUCUAAAUUUAUGUGCUUUCCCCAACACACUGAGUUAUCCUCUGAGCCUCUGAGUUAAGCAGAGCGUCUUUGUGCCUUGCUGUUCUGCAGCCUCUCAGAGUUUAUUUGAAAAGGGAUUUUACAUUAGAUGAAAUGUUUCUACUUUGUCACAUUAAAUUACUUUUGUCUUCA
Chinchilla lanigera (long-tailed chinchilla) is the source of this 1134-nucleotide messenger RNA. Its product is annotated as small proline-rich protein 3-like. The record is from RefSeq and is a predicted model, not a curated record. Lineage: Eukaryota; Metazoa; Chordata; Mammalia; Rodentia; Chinchillidae. Bases 83 to 733 code for a protein of 216 amino acids. The transcript is spliced from 2 exons.